CCUAAUUCGCCCACCAAAAGCGACCCAGCAACCAGCAACCCAAACACGAAAAACUACACCACCGCCUUCCCCACCCUCCCACCCGCCACCCCCCAAACCCACGCCCACAUCCUCAACCUACUAUCCCCUCCCGCGCACCCAACCCUCCAAGACACCCUCGUAACAACCCUCUACCACGCCUCCCCCUCGACGCUAUCCCGCUUCCUCGACCCAACCGUGCACACCUUCAAACAAGUGCUAGGAAAAGGGGAUAUAAAGUUAGUAAUUUGGCGCAAAGGGGUUGAAGUUUUUAUUGGCAUGUUUGAAAAUCAUACGCAGCUCAAGGUUUUCCGCUUCCCUUGGCUGGCGGGCUUGCUGGUCGGAUACGAUGGGUGUUGGCGCGUUACGUGUGUGGCGGCGAAUGCGUAUGCGGCGACGCGGUGGAGUGAUGUUUGGGUGGGCAAGUUUGAGUGUAGGGGUGGGGUGGAGAAGAUGAGGGUUUGGAGUGGGGAUGAAGAAGGGGUGGAGAUGGGGGUUAGGGAGAUGGGGGGGAAGGUGCUUGGGGGCAGGUUUUGGGAG
Bipolaris maydis ATCC 48331 is the source of this 558-nucleotide messenger RNA. Lineage: Eukaryota; Fungi; Ascomycota; Dothideomycetes; Pleosporales; Pleosporaceae. The record is from RefSeq and is a predicted model, not a curated record.